Messenger RNA from Capronia epimyces CBS 606.96, 1200 nucleotides. RefSeq lists its product as uncharacterized. Bases 1 to 1200 code for a protein of 399 amino acids. The record is from RefSeq and is a predicted model, not a curated record. The transcript is spliced from 2 exons. Gene Ontology annotation, biological process: secondary metabolic process. NCBI's taxonomy places the organism in Eukaryota, Fungi, Ascomycota, Eurotiomycetes, Chaetothyriales, Herpotrichiellaceae.
AUGGUGAAACUCGACCUUGUCCGCUCAUACAACGCCGCGUUGGUCCAGACUCAGUCGCUGGUGGCGGUGUUUGUGGGCGCCACCUCUGGCAUUGGCAGGGCGACACUCUACGCGCUGGCGAAGGUGCAUGGCGAGCACACCAAAAACAAUGGCCAAGGCAAUGGUCAAGGCAACGGCCAAAGCAACGCUCAAUCUCUCCGGGCUUAUGUGGUGGGAAGAAAGAGGGCGGCGGUCGAAGCCAUCAUCUCCGAAUGCGAGCGACUCUGUCCGGCCGGUCGGUUCGUGUUUGUCCAGGCUCAUGAUCUGUCCUUGCUGGAAGAGGUCGACCGCGUGUGUGCGGACAUUACACGAAUGGAGCACGACGAGGCCGCGGCCGAGGCUGAGGCUGAGACAGCUGGUGGUGGUGCUCCUGCCAGAGUGGACUUGCUAUGUAUGAGCCAGGGCGACUUUACAUUCGAACCACGCAAGGACACCACCGAAGGACUGGAAUUUCGCAUCUCCCUCCUCUACUAUUCGCGCAUGAAGUUCGCCGUCAAUCUCCUUCCACUGCUCCGAGCGUCGUCGCUACCUGCACAUAUCAUAUCGGUGUUCGGCGCCGGCAAGGAGGGACAGCUGGACGUCGACGACCUGCUAUUACGGUCAGGCGGGCAUUUCUCCAUGGCGUCGAUGCGGUCGCACGUCGUCUACAUGACCACCUUCUUCAUGGAGUAUCUGGCGGCGCAGAACCCGGGCCACUUGAGCCUGGUCCAUGUCUUCCCGGGCCUGAUCAUGACCGAAGCCUUUCAGAACCUAGGAGUGCCAGCGUGGGCUCGUCUCCUGUGGUCCCUCUUGGCCCCUGUGACCAGCUGGUUCACUACCCCGGUCGCAGAGUGCGGCGAGCGCAUGCUGUUUCUGGCGUCACCGCAGCGCUUUCCGGCACGAGGUUCUGGCCAGGCUUCAGGCGACAUGGAUCCACCAAGGGUGUCGAGUGCAAGUGCAGGCGCAGGUGCAAAACCAGGCGCAAGUAACCCCAUCGACAUCGCCACAGGCUCCGACGGCAUCUUGGGCAGUGGAGCGUAUGCGGUGGGAUCGGACGGCGAGACAGUUCGCAACGAGCAGGCGUACGAGAAGCACCGAGCCCAAGGAGUCGGCGAGAAGCUGGUCGCUCAUACCCUGAAAGCAUUUGAGGACAUCAAGGCCAGCAAGGUAUUCACGGGGUAG